AACAAUGCUAAUAAAGAAACAAUAAAACAGCAAAGUCAAUAAGGGAAGGCAAAGACUUGCCUUUUGGCAGCCAUUCUCGCUGGCCUGUGCAGCGAAUCCAAGACCCACUUUCACCAACAAAACCAAAACGGUUACACAACUCCACGAGACCCAAACCCUUCAACAAUCCCUUCAUUAUUACACUUACUAUUGUCUGUUUAUAUGUGUAUAUUCCUAUCUCUAUAGCUCUAUUUUGUUCAAGGGGUCAACCAGCAGCAAAUUCUUUUAACACCCCCUUUUUUUUCCUGUGUUUUUCUUGUAAGAUUGGGAGAUUGGUGGAUCGGUUGUAAAAUUUAAGGUUUUGGAAGAAGAGUUUGAUGUUGAUUUGUAGAAGAAGCUGCUGAGCAAGGGCUUAAUCUUAUGGAUAAUUUCUGCUGUUUCAGUUCUCAUCGUGCAGGAGGACGAUCGUCAUGUGGCUCUGGCAAAGGGAGAAGCCACCAGGGGCCUAUUAAGUAUGGAUUCAGUCUAAUAAAAGGGAAAGCAAAUCAUCCCAUGGAGGAUUAUCAUGUUGCUAAAAUUCUUCAACACCAUGGACGUGAGCUUGGACUUUUCGCUAUUUAUGAUGGCCAUCUGGGAGAUAAUGUGCCUUCCUAUCUACAAAAGCAUUUAUUUUCCAAUAUACUAAAGGAGGAGGAAUUUUGGACUGAUCCCAGUAGAUCCAUUUCUAAAGCCUAUGAGAGAACUGAUCAGGCAAUUCUUACACACAGUCCUGACUUGGGAAGAGGUGGGUCUACUGCCGUCACUGCAAUUCUUAUAAACAGUCGAACACUUUGGGUAGCCAAUGUUGGAGAUUCACGAGCAGUUCUUUCAAAGGGAGGGCAGGCAAUACAGAUGAGUAUUGAUCACGAGCCCAACACGGAGCGAGAUGACAUCGAAAAUAAAGGCGGCUUUGUCUCAAACAUGCCAGGAGAUGUUGCAAGAGUGAAUGGCCAGCUUGCCGUUUCUCGUGCUUUUGGUGACAAGAACCUGAAAUCACACCUGCGCUCUGAUCCUGAUGUAGCAAAUGCUGAUAUUGGUGCAGAUACGGAUAUUCUCAUCCUUGCAAGUGAUGGUUUAUGGAAGGUAAUGUCUAAUCAAGAGGCAGUUGACAUUGCGAAACAGAUCAAGGACCCACAGAAGGCAGCCAAGCAACUAGCAAAUGAAGCGGUGUAUAGAGAGAGUAAAGAUGAUAUCUCCUGCAUUGUUGUUCGAUUCAAGUGAAUUCUGGUCCCGGCAUGCAGGAUUUGUAUAUUUGGGGGUUUCUAUUGCAUAGGAUUCGGUUCUGUUUACUGUCACAAGUUCUAUAAUCUUGUGAAUUCCAGCAUUUGUUUGGAAGCUACUCCAAAGCAGGUUAUAUAUGAUGCCCCUCCCUCUCUUGUAAUAUUUAUUUACUCAGGGUGUGCUGUUUGUUGUUGCUUGAUUUCUUCAAGGUGUAGAUUCAUAUCACAUUUUUGUUUAAAUUUGCUUGGUGACUCUGAAGCUAUGCUGUUUACAACCAUAAAUUCUUGUAAUACUUAAUAGGAAUUUGUUAUUGCUUGAUUUAUUGAAUAUUUAGAUCAUACCAUCA
Molecule: messenger RNA, 1585 nt
Organism: Cornus florida
Lineage: Eukaryota; Viridiplantae; Streptophyta; Magnoliopsida; Cornales; Cornaceae
Product: probable protein phosphatase 2C 9
Exons: 6
Coding region: 400-1239 (279 amino acids)
Biological process (GO): protein dephosphorylation
Cellular component (GO): nucleus; cytosol
Molecular function (GO): protein serine/threonine phosphatase activity
Source: RefSeq, a predicted model, not a curated record